AUGAAUUACUUUAGUGGAAAGUUUUGUAAUUUGGAGGAUUAUAAACAACUAUGUGGGGAUAUCUUAAGUUAUUAUUCCAGUUUAAACAAACCUAGAAAGCUAGAAAAAAACCAACGAGAGCACUCCAUUUUAAAUAUAUCUUUUGAUCCAAAAAACUUUCAGUUGAUUAACUCAAGUAAAAUUUUUUCUGAAAAAGAAAUAGUUGAGAAUAUUCGGACUGUUGCUGAAGUUUUGAUUUGGGAGGACCAAAAUGAAGAACAGGGUUACUUUGAAAUUACAUGUGAAUUUGAGAUCUUCUCCAUUCUAGUAGAAUUGGUAAUUAACAUAGAAGUUAAUUAUUCAAUUAGAAAGCAGUCUUUACAGACUUUAUCAAUUAUUUUGCAGAAUAUCAGAAACAUUAAUAUUUUGUAUUAUAUUUUGAGUAAUAAUGUUAUUACUAAACUAUUGAAUAACACAUUCAGAUCAGGAAGUCUACAUAACACUUCACAAAACUCCUAUGAGAUUGAUUUAAAUAUUAGUAUAAUUAGUAAAGAAGAGGAAGAAGAGGACGAACUUUUAUCAUAUUACAUAGCACUACUGAGAACUUUAGCUUUAAGACUUAACAAGGAAACUAUUAGACUAUUUAUUAAUAAUUCAACAGAAUUCCCUCUAUGGAAAAAUGCAUGCAUGUAUAUUAAUCACCGAGAUACUAUGGUUAGAAAUACCAGUAGGAAUGUUUUGCUUAAUAUCCUGAGAAUUAGAGAAAAAGAAAUCAUUGAUUACAUUGUUUUGGAAGAAAUUAAACACUUUAAUUACCUGGGACAGAUAGAGGAGGUUAUAAGGAAUAUUGAAAUUGAUCCAAACAUAACUCAAGAUCUUUUUAGAGAAUCAUUCUAUUCUCAUGAAAAUCAUUCAAUAAGUAUCAUUCAAAUUCUAAUUUCUAGCUUAAUCAAACAAAUCCACCAGUUUGGAGAGCUUGCAGAAAAAGUUGAUUUUGGAUGGCCUGAAAUAGAAGAAUACAUGUGUCUUAUUAUUAAUGACCAACAAGAGUCUCAUCCUUAUGAUGACGAAACUAAUGAAAUUACACAAACUGUAAAUAUGUCUCCAAUCAGUGCAACAUCCCCUAUUACCCUUUCCUAUACAGAAACUGAUUCUACUAAUGAGUAUAACUCUCCGAUAGUAAAUCAAUUAAACCCAACAUUUUAUGACCGUCUCAUUAAGCCUUUAGGUAAACAGGUGGAAAUCAUUUUAGAUCUUAUGGAACUAUUUCAUGAGUUUGUGUUUCUUGAAAUUCAAAGUAUCUCCUGGUUAUUUUGUAAUUCAAUACUACAUCAAGUAUUUGAAAUGGUCCUCUUUCAAAAGAUUACUAAUGAAAUCUCAUACAUUAACCAAGGAAUUUCUAGAAAUACCUUAUCAAUUAAGAUCUAUCUUUAUAUUACCUACCAGCUUAUUUUGUUUCUUUACAAUAAUAACCAAAACAAAGUUUAUGAUCUCCUGAUCUCUAAUAUUUGGGAGAGGUUUCUAAAGCUUGGAAACCAACAAACACUUUUUGGAAACAUAUUUUCUACCUUGAUUAACUAUCUAGAACAAGAUUCUGAGUUUGUUUUAAUGUUUGGAUUACUGAGCUUAUAUUCUAUUUGGGGUAAAAAAUAUGAGGAAAAGAUUAAGGAUGCUAUCAUAGAAGAUCCUCCCGAGAAUUCUCUUUCUUGUAAUGAGACAACUCUCUCAGAAAGAAAGGAAAAAAAGAAAAUGGAAAUUUCUACAAAGAAAGACUUAGAAACCUCAAACAUUGUCCCUAACUUAUUUCAGUCAUUUAUUAACAACUUUUCUAACUUUUUCCAUCAAAAAGAUGAUCAAGAGAGUCUAAUUGAGGAGAUCUACAGAACAAAGAAUACAGAAAAUAUAUCUUUAGUGGAAAUAGAAUUUACAAACCCAAUCUGUUCAAACUUGUCACUAAAACAAAAACAAAUCCAUCAGAGAUCUUUUGAAAAAAGGAGAUGUAAAUCUCUUCCAAGAAAUUGGAAAUGUGGUCAGGAGGAUAAAAAUAACUUCUUAUACAGUCUAGAAUCUUCCAAUACUAUGAUGAAAGCUUGUAUAAAGGAAAAAAUACUCAAAAAAGACUUUGAAAGUAUAAUAAGUCAAUCAGAGCUUCUUAUUAAAAAAGAAUUUCAAAGCUUUUACUCGAAGCUAAAUUUCGAGAUCUUGUCUCAUGAGUUAAAUAACCAAGGACUGGAAUGUCUUUUAUUUUUAGCUCAAUUUCUAGAAAAGAUUGUUUCCAUUUCUAAGAAGAAUAAUUAUAUGACAAAAUUAAGACCUUUGUGUUUAUUUAUUGUAACUUUUUUGACGCUAGGAGUAAUUCAGGAUCAUGAGACAGUGAGACAAAGUAACUAUUUUCAAGAUUUCUGCUCACUUUUGGAUACCUUCAUGGGAUACUUUAAAAAUAUUACUUUGAGACAUAUUGGAGACUUACUUAGAAGGGAUCUAAAUACUGGAGAGAAAUAUUCAAUAUUUAAUGAAAUAGGGAAUUUGAAUUAUAUGAUUUGUGAAAACUUCUUGGAAUGGAAGGAUGAGGACGAGCUUUUAAUUCUUAGGAUGUUUGAGAAUUAUAAUAAUACAAUUCUAUGGACUCAAAAAGUGAUCUCUAACUUUUGUAUUCUUCCUUUAAUCCGAGAUUCUAGUUCCAGAAAACUAUCAAAAAGGUAUUUAUGGAAUUUAAUAGAUACUUAUCCAAUUUUCAGAUGGUUUCCAAAUAACUCUUGUAAUCUUUUUGUAAAUGAGGAGGGAUCAGGAAAUUCAAGAUCCAUUUUUAUAGACAAACUAAGAAGUAAUUAUAAUAACCUUCAGAUAUUUGAGAUUUUUUGUGGGUUAUUAAAGAGAUUCAGAAGAGACAAGAAUAGUAAUAAUGAUUUAAAGGAUCUGAAUAAGGAUACUGAAAAGAAAGUAAAUGAGACAGAAUUGGAGAGGAGUUACGGAAUAGAUAACAACAAUUGCUUUAGGGUAUUAUAUAAAAAAAUGAGAAUUCUAGUAGAAACCAAAUCAUAUAGAGUUUCAGUAAUAAGAGCAAAAAAGGUAAACAGACCUUCAAAUUACGGAAAAAACAUUCAAUGUAAUGUGAUCUUUGACUUAAGUAGAAAAAAUCUUGUAUUAACAAGCUUGUUAAUGAAACCAGAAAAGAAAUCCAUAAUGUUGGCAAACUUAAAAAUAAUAAGAUGUAAGCCAGUACCAAUAAUAACAAGAUCCUAUAAAACAGCAAUAAGAUACUUGGUAGCUUUAUUAUUAAGGUAUCGUAGACAUGAAUUGGAGGAAGAUGUUAUUUUGGAUGAUUUACUUUAUGAAUUACCUCUUAGAGAAGACUUAUUGAGUUCCCCGAAUAUCUUUAAAGGAGCAAUAAUACAACCAAGGGAGAGAAAAGUAAAUAGAAGGAUUUACCAUCUGAAUAACUUGUUACUUCCAGUUUAUACAAGAGUUUUGGUGGAUAAUAGAAGAGGGGGAUUUGGUGAAGAUUUGAACUUUAGCGAUUAUGCAUUAUAUAUGGAAUUUGAAUCCAAGAAAAAGUCCCAAGAAUUUAUAAAGAAUUUGAAUGAAUUAAGACGUGAUGAGCAUGUUGAAAGAUUGUUUGAAGAGUAUUCAAGUAUGUUUAAAUAA
Molecule: messenger RNA, 3624 nt
Organism: Cryptosporidium ubiquitum
Lineage: Eukaryota; Apicomplexa; Conoidasida; Eucoccidiorida; Cryptosporidiidae
Exons: 1
Coding region: 1-3624 (1207 amino acids)
Biological process (GO): endosomal transport; regulation of autophagosome maturation; endosome to lysosome transport
Cellular component (GO): late endosome; endolysosome membrane
Source: RefSeq, a predicted model, not a curated record